Molecule: messenger RNA, 2843 nt
Organism: Gasterosteus aculeatus aculeatus (three-spined stickleback)
Lineage: Eukaryota; Metazoa; Chordata; Actinopteri; Perciformes; Gasterosteidae
Gene: rap1gds1
Product: RAP1, GTP-GDP dissociation stimulator 1
Biological process (GO): positive regulation of GTPase activity
Molecular function (GO): protein binding; guanyl-nucleotide exchange factor activity
Source: RefSeq, a predicted model, not a curated record
GAAUCCUCGGCGUUAGCAUGUCAGACAGAGCCAGUCGUCCAAGGGAGCGCCAGGCAGUAGGUCUUGACUGUUUGUGCAAAUGUGAGAGGAAGUCAGAUGCGUUAACGUGGUAGUCACCCGGUGUACAAACCACUGUACAGCUCCCUCCAGUGCGACUUCCCGACCGGCUUAGUGGUUGCUGUUGCUAUUUAACUGGCUAACUAGCUAGCUAACCGUAACCCGAUAAAUCUGCCAGUCUCCAUUGCGGGGAAAGUGGGGCCUCCGGUUACGACUUGUUUUACAUCUGCCCUGGAGAGCUUAACAUAUCGUGUUAUAUUCCGAAGCAACAUCCUGUUGAGAUGGACAACCUGAGUGGCGCCCUGGAGAAGCUGAAGCUUGUGUCCACAGACAGCGCCACUGACAACGUGGAGAGCUGUCUGGACUGCAUGCUGAAAGCACUCGCCAACAACAACACUGAGGCCAGUCUGAAGAUCCAAGAGAUGGGCAUUCUCCCCCUUCUCCCCGCCUUGCUACGCCCCCAGUCCUCCUGCACCCCUAAAGUAGCCAACAUCAUAGCUGAGCUGGCCAAAAAUGAGUUCAUGCGGAGUCCCUGUGUGGAAGCCGGCCUCAUCCCUCCUCUAGCUCAGCUGUUAAACUCCAGCAACCAGGAGGUUCUGCUGCAGACCGGCCGAGCACUUGGCAACAUCUGUUAUGACAGCCAUGAGGGCAGGAGUGCAGUUGACCUGGCAGGAGGGGCUCAGAUAGUAGCUGAACACAUUAAAUCCCUCUCCCAAAAUACUGAGCCGGAAAAUGAGAAGCUCUUGACUGUCUUUUGUGGCAUGCUGAUGAACUAUAGCAAUGAUAAUGAUUCCUUACAGGCUCAGCUGAUCAAUAUGGGUGUGAUUCCCACUCUGGUGAAGCUGCUAGGCAUCCAUUCUGACAACACAGCCUUGACAGAAAUGUGUCUUAUUGCCUUUGGGAAUUUGGCUGAACUUGAGUCCAGCAAAGAGCAGUUUGCAUCUACCAAUAUUGCUGAGGAGCUGGUGCGUCUUUUCCAGAAGCAGUCCGAGCACGAGAAGAAGGAAAUGGUUUUUGAGGUUCUGGCUCCACUUGCAGAAAAUGAUGUGAUAAAGCUCCAGCUGGUGGAGGCAGGUCUGGUGGAGUGUCUCCUGGAGGUGGUGGCCCAGACUGUAGAUGGAGAGAGGGAGGAGGACGUCGCCCAGCUCAAGACUGCCUCGGACCUCAUGGUUCUCUUGCUGCUGGGGGAUGAGUCCAUGCAGAAGCUGUUUGAGGGAGGAAAGGGCAGUGUCUUCCAGAGAGUCUUGUCCUGGAUUCCGUCUCAUAACCACCAGCUGCAGCUUGCUGGCGCUCUGGCUAUUGCCAAUUUUGCUCGCAACGAUGGAAAUUGCAUCCACAUGGUGGACACUGGCAUCGUGCAAAAGCUUCUGGAGUUGUUGGACCGGCAUGUUGAAGAAGGCAACGUCACCGUUCAGCAUGCAGCACUUAGCGCCCUGCGGAACCUGGCCAUUCCCGUGGUAAAUAAGUCCAAGAUGCUGUCAGCUGGAGUAGCCGACGUGGUGUUGAAGUUUUUGCAAUCUGAGAUGCCUCCAGUCCAGUUUAAGCUGCUUGGGACGUUACGCAUGCUCAUCGAUACACAAGCUGAAGCCGCAAACCAGCUGGGAACCAAUGGGAAGCUAGUGGAGAAGCUAGUGGAGUGGUGUGAGGCCAAAGAUCACGCCGGGGUGAUGGGCGAGUCCAACAGGCUCCUGUCGGCCCUCAUUCGACACAGCAAGUCCAAGGAAGUCGUCAGAACUGUCAUCCAGGGAGGUGGAGUUAAGCACUUGGUUACCAUGGCAACCAGUGAGCAUAUGAUUAUGCAGAACGAAGCACUGGUGGCUUUAGGUCUCAUUGCAGCGCUGGAUUUGGUGGCAGCAGAGAAUGACUUUGUCGGAGCCAGCCUGGUGUCGGUGCUUCACAAGCUGCUGUCAGAUGAGAGGAGUGCACCAGAGAUCAAGUACAACUCCAUGAUCCUCAUCUGUGCAGUCAUGGGCUCAGAACCCCUUCACAAAGAGGUCCAGAGCUUGGCCUUCAUUGACGUGGUGUCCAAGCUAAGGGCCCACGAAAACAAAACGGUCUCCCACCAGGCGUCCCUCACAGAGCAGCGAUUAACUGCCCAGAGCUAAAUGACUGUCCCACCCGGCCCACAGGCCGUCCACCCAAACCGCCUGCCUGACCCAUCUUAUCACCAGUGACCCCUCAUGACUGCCCUUCCCUCUGUGCCCCACCGUCAUGUGCCAAGGUACCAUGUCGCAUUAGCUGCCAGCCAAGACCUGGUCAUGUCUCUGUCCCCGGCCCCUCCUCCAGGAUUAGACUGAUGUGGAUCUAUUAUAUAAACAUUUUCUACUGUAAUUUUGUUUUGAAUUACAACAGUUCACAUAGAGUUGGAAAGCCUCUGAAACGGUUUUUAGACUGGUGUGGGACACCAUCACUCUCCCCUGAGAGCCAUAAUAAUGAGCUCCUUAACAAAGCCACACCUCUUAAACACUCAAUGGACACCAUCGAGUUCCUGGUCUCCCUGCAUCGGCCCAACCCCAGGCCCCUGGUCGACUUGUGCAUGCAUCUUCUGUUACAAAUAGCUGAGGCUCCAUAAACAGCUUAACGCAAUAGAUAAGAGACAACACUCUUUUACGACCAUAGCUGUGAGACCAUCUACCGGUAAUCCACCAGUGACAAAAUGUGCACAAAAGAACAAAAAAAAAGACUCCCUGUUGUGAUUUUUUCUUUGUUUGAAAAGCAGCCAUGAUGUGCCCAGUCGUGUCCCAUGUAGCUCAAGUAUAAAUCGAAUAGAAGCUGUGCAUGUUUUA